This is a messenger RNA of Canis lupus familiaris (dog), 1709 nucleotides long. RefSeq names its product spermatogenic leucine zipper 1 (gene SPZ1). The record is from RefSeq and is a predicted model, not a curated record. Gene Ontology annotation, molecular function: DNA-binding transcription factor activity. NCBI's taxonomy places the organism in Eukaryota, Metazoa, Chordata, Mammalia, Carnivora, Canidae. The coding region runs from base 275 to 1378 and encodes 367 amino acids. Gene Ontology annotation, cellular component: nucleus. The transcript has a single exon.
GAGUAGACACCAGAAGCUUGGAGAAGGACAGAUGGAGCCCUAGCUCCUGGUCCCCUUUCUCACCCUCCUUCCCCCCUAGGUCAUCUGAAAUGUCACCUUUCACCUAAUCAUCAUCUCCUUGGUUUCAGACCUUAACUCUGGUCUCUCGACUUCUGCUUAGUUCCACAUUCUCUACCCUUUUGCAAAGAGGACUACCACAUUCUCUUCCUGGAGACUUUAAGGCUUUUCUGCUUGCCACAUGCUCUAAUCACCAGCCCCUCCUAACUCAGCUGAGAUGGAAGUGUCCACCCUCUCCAAAACUCUUAAGCCAACUCCCGGUCUCAAUCAAGAGUCUUUGGGCCCUAGGAUUAUCCUUGCCUUAUUUGAAAUUGGAUCACUUCCUCCUGUCUCCUGGUGUUUUCUCCCUUCCCCAAACAAUAGUGACCAUCAAGUAGCUGAACAACAGACUGCACAGAAGUUUGAAAAUCUCUUAAAAGAUAUUAAAGAUAUCAUUAAAAAUGUGACAAGUAAUGAAGAAAAGAUCACAGAAGUCAAAGAUUCUUUUGAGGAAAUCAGUAUUUCUGAGGAUGUGUCAGAACUUAAAGAAAAAAUCAGAGAACUUGAUAAGAUAAAUGAAGUGUUAUUGAACAACCUGCUUGGUUGCUCAGACCUAGAGAAAGAAGAGAAUGCAAAAAAACAGAUGAUAGUGGAAAACCAGAACUGUAAGGACACGGUACAAGUCUUUAGAAGUGAUUUGGUAAAUUGUUCAGAAGAAAACAGAGCCCUUGAUGAAACUCAGUUAAGUAAGGAAAAAGCAAAAUAUAGACUCCCUCAUGUUCAAGAAGAAAAUAUCAAACUUAGGAACAACAUGGAGCAGUUACUACAGGAAGCAGAACACUGGAAUGUGCAACAUGCUGAGCUCAGUGAACUAAUAAGAACAUAUCAGAAAUCUCAGAAAGAUAUACAAGAAACUCUUAAAAAUAAUGGAGCACAUUUCCAAACUCAAUCAAAUGAGAAGGUGUCAGCUCAGCAUGAACUGGAGGAACAAGUGAAAAAACUGGAACAUGACACAUAUUCAUUGCAUUUGAUUUCAGCUUUGCUGGAAAAUGAAUGUCAGAUCUUACAGCAGAGAAUAGAGCUUCUCAAGGAACUCCAUCAUCAGAAAGAGGGAACUCUGCAAGAGAAGCCAAUUCAGAAAAACGGUGAAAAGGACAAGAAAAAACAGAAGCUAUCAGCAGAGCAUAAGCCAAAAAUGCAAGAAAAAGAGGGUACAUUUCAGAAAAAAGACAAAUUCUACAGAGGCCUGGAUGCUGGUAGCAAGAAAGCGCUUAAUAACCACUUCAAUACUCAUAUUGCAAGAGGAACUCCUGUGGAAAAAUCAUCCAGCAGCCUAACUUAGAAAAUACCAAAAGUAGAAGAAAAGGCAAUUCUUCAAAAACUGUAACACAUCAACUCUAGGCAUAAUCAAUCAUCAAACCUAGGAUAGAUCUGCUGGUUUGACAAGAGUAAACCAUAGAACAAGAAGAUUAACACUUAGAUUAUUCAUUACCUCAGUAGUUAUGUAAGUUUGGUGUUUCAUGACCAUUAGUGCCAGUAUCAAGUUCAUAACCUGUCGUACAAUUUGCUUGUUUUUUGUAUUUAUUAGAGAUCCUAUGACACUGUAACCAAGAGGGAGAAGUUAUAGGUCCAAUUAAUAAAGAUCUAAAUAAAAACUAGAAUAAAAAUGAAAA